AUUCCCUUACUUCCUCGCUCUCUGUAUUCACGUAUGGAUUACAUACGAUUUUCAGUGUUAUUAAUUUCAAAGAUAAAAGUUUUAGAAAAAUGUUUAAAAUAACCUUCGUAACUUUGCUAUAUUGUUUGCUACAAAUACCCAAUAAAAUUAAUUUUAAAAAAACCGACUAACUAAGCCUUUUAUGAUUACUUUGUUAUUUUCCUAGUAGAUUAAUGAACAUAGCCCUCAGUUACUCUCGCCAAGUUUAUUUCCGUUUUAAUAGAAGGCUCGACGUACAGUGCGUUAUGAAAAUUAUAAGACCUUUAAGGUUGAGGGAAACACUCCUGGAUAUAUGUUCAUUAACCAUACACUGGGAGUUCAACUUUUUCCUUACAGUUUAUUUUCCACAAUGCCUAAAUCAGAAACUGUUGAGUAGAAUUGCGGUCUCGCACACGCAAAUUGACGCCAUACCGCAUAGAAAACUGUGCUUGUUUGUAUCUUGCUGUUUAUGAAAAAGAUUCAUAACUUAUUGUAGGUGAUAAUAGCGCAUACUCGUGAGAUUGCAUUGCAACGUUGUCGUCUUUCAAUGUUCGCGGCAUUACAAGUGUUGCAUCGAUAGUUGUCGCUGUGCACUGCAGAUUGUUUCUCAACGUUGGUAGUACUGUUCACGGUGACAGCCAGAAAAUCACGAGACGCAGUUGUAUUCGUCUAUAAGAGGAGGAGAAGUGUUUGAGUAGUGUUGGUUGAGGCUUUCAAGAUGAGGGUGGUGAUUUUGUGUUUACUAAUUUGUGUGUCCAUGAUAUCGGCACAUCCGCCGAUAUCAAUAUAUCUGAACGAUGAGGCAAGGCUGUGCAGCACGGGGCCUGUAUACUGGUGCGAGAAUAUUAGAAAUGCUAAAGCUUGUCAUGCUAUAAAGCACUGCAUACAAACUGUUUGGCGAUACAAGGUUCUUCCGGAAGAUAAUGACGACGUCUGCAAAAUUUGCAAAGACAUGGUGGCAGAAGCUAGAGCCCAGCUGCAGAGUAAUGAGACUCAGGAAGAGCUGAAAGAAGUUUUUGAUGGGACAUGUGCUUUAAUUCCAUUGAAACCGGUCGCUAAAGAAUGCAUGAAACUUGCAGAUGAGUUUGUUCCGGAGUUGGUGGAAACCCUGGCUUCAGAGAUGAAUCCUCAAGUUGUGUGUGCCGUAGCUGGCCUUUGCAACAAUGCUCAUAUUGAUGAGCUCUUGGCUAAGCAACAUGUAAGCAAGCCACAAAAUGAGGUAAAAACUUGUGACAACUGUUACACAGUGACAGACUUGUUGAGGAAAAAAUUUCAUGAAACUCCAAGAGAUGAUAUGAUGAAUAACCUUCUGGAAGCUUGUGGAAAGUUUGGAAGCUUUUCAGACAGUUGUUCAGCCAUUGUUGUGACAUAUUUUGAUACCUGGUAUAAUCACCUGCAUGAAAAUCUAGUUGGAGAUGAACUGUGUCAUAUCGCUGGAAUGUGCUCCUACAAGUUCCAUGAUCACAGACAGGAUAAUGUUGAACUGACAAUUGAGUCCUCAGUUGGAGUUGUGAUGGCAAAUAAAGAUGACCUGCCAUGUGAUUUUUGUGAACAACUUAUUAUCCACUUGAGAGAUGUGUUAAUUGCUAACACAACUGAAGCUGAAUUUAAAAUGGUUCUUCGUGGACUCUGCAAACAGACGGGACCUUUUGCUGAGGAAUGUCUCACAAUUGUUGACGAAUAUUAUGGAGCAAUUUACAACUUCCUUGUAGAAAGUUUGGUUCCAAAAGAUGUGUGCAGUGUUAUGGGAUUAUGCCCUAAGCCUGAAAAUGCAGGAAAGGGACCACUCUGGCCACUUCUUCCGUUUAAAACUGCUCAAAAAUUACAAUACGCUUCUGCGGAUGAUGAACCAGUUAUAGUGCCACUUACUCCUUUACAAUCAGCUCAGCCCAUCAUUGGACAAGAUGAAGCAAACAGUUACAGACAACUCCAUCGUGUUCCUUUGGAAAAGAAUGAUGUGAAAGUAUCUCAUCUAGAAGUGAAUCAGCUGCCUAUUGAUAGGAUGGUGCUUCAAACAGCAAACACAGUUCAAAACCGUCAGCUCUGUGAAUUCUGUGAAUUAUUUUUACAUUAUUUGCAACAGGUUCUGACAACACCUUCCACUGAGGCCCAAAUUGAGCGUGCAGUUAAGAAAGCAUGUUCCGAGCUACCAAAAGAAUUUGAAGAUCAGUGCAGAGACUUUGUGCAGAAUUAUGGUGAUGCUGCAAUUGCUCUCCUUGCACAGGAGAUUGACCCAUCUCAGGUGUGCCCAAGAUUAGGAAUAUGCCCUUCAGAGAAGGCAUUAAUUGAUCUUUCAAAUGUUGUAUAUGACAAGCCUUCUUGUCCAUUGUGUCUUCUUGCUGUGCAGGAUCUCCAGAACACACUGAAAAAUAACAAGACUGAGGCAAGCAUUAAGCGUGCUUUGGAUGGUUUGUGCACUAAACUUGCCAAGUCAUUGGCUGCAGAGUGUGAAAAAUUUGUUGAAGAGUAUUCUGAUCAAUUGGUGGAUAUGUUAGUGGCUGAUUUUACACCACAGGAAGUUUGUGCUUAUUUGAAGCUGUGCGAUCCUUCACCAAAGCCAGUUAUUGAUACUUUGUCAAAUGAGAUUCCAUCAGCCAGUCAACAUCAUUUAAUGCCACAGGACAUAAUCCAUAGUGAAAUUCAAAAGUAUCGUGGUGAAGCUUGUGUGAUCUGUGAAUUUGUCCUAACGAAGAUACAAGAGCAAUUGAAGGAUAAGCCAACGGAGGAUGAGAUAAAGGCAAUAGUUCAUGAUAUCUGUAACUAUAUGCCAAGAACAGUAGCAAAAGAAUGCAAUGAUUUUGUUAAUCAGUAUGCUGAUCUAGUAAUUACAUUGUUGUCAGAAACUAUGGAUCCUCAAGCAGUUUGCACUGCAAUUAAACUCUGCAGCUCAAAAACUUUGCUAAAAGACACAGUGACUGACUGUGCUGUAUGCGAUGCAGCUCUAGGUGAACUUGAAAAACUUACUGCGGGACCAUAUGCUCAACGGAAUGUUUCUGGAUUUAUAAAGAAAAUUUGUGAUUCAGUACCAGAAAAAUACAUGGAAAAGUGCAACCAGUUAGUAAAAAUUUAUGGUCAAAGUAUUGUCAACCUGAGUGAACAGAACAAGGAGUUUCAUGAAAUUUGUGAAAUGAUUGGUAAAUGUCCAAGGGAUAGACAAGUUACUCACUUGCUGGGUGGAGAAAGAUGCACAUGGGGCCCAAGCUACUGGUGCCAGUCAGAAGAGCACGCAACAGCUUGUGGGGCCAAGUUACAUUGCCAAGAAAAUGUAUGGAAUAGUGACACCCCUGUUACAAACUAGAGAUUCCUUUUAUGUGAUUAAAGGUUGAAAGUUUCCUAAUUAAAAGUUUUUAGUGAAAACUAUGUUCAGUGAAUGUAAUAGAAGUAAAAUGACAAAUAAGACUUAAUUUUCCAGCCUGUGUAGUAACCAUGACAUAUUGUCAUGUUGUCACAUCUGUACCAUUUCCAGUCGUUUGUAAACUGUAUGAUGUUUUACUAUUGUUGAUUUCUGUUGAAAUGUAAAAUUAACUCAAUAAAUUCAAACUUCCUAUUCUA
Molecule: messenger RNA, 3570 nt
Organism: Schistocerca gregaria
Lineage: Eukaryota; Metazoa; Arthropoda; Insecta; Orthoptera; Acrididae
Gene: Sap-r
Product: prosaposin
Exons: 18
Coding region: 737-3316 (859 amino acids)
Biological process (GO): sphingolipid metabolic process
Cellular component (GO): lysosome
Source: RefSeq, a predicted model, not a curated record